Gaeumannomyces tritici R3-111a-1 is the source of this 2956-nucleotide messenger RNA. Its product is annotated as 4-aminobutyrate aminotransferase. Gene Ontology annotation, molecular function: pyridoxal phosphate binding. Bases 119 to 1666 code for a protein of 515 amino acids. The transcript has a single exon. Gene Ontology annotation, biological process: GABA catabolic process. Lineage: Eukaryota; Fungi; Ascomycota; Sordariomycetes; Magnaporthales; Magnaporthaceae. The record is from RefSeq and is a predicted model, not a curated record. Gene Ontology annotation, cellular component: mitochondrion.
AGGCAACCACCUCUAGGCCGACAGGGAGACGACGACAGCAAUAGCAUCUGGAGCACCACAAUCGCGGCACAGUACACCCCUCGCCACCGCCACCCCCCCAUCCCCCUCCUCGCACAAAAUGGCAUCUGCGGUCCGGAGCGGCUGCGGCGCCGCCAGGCUGCUGCGUCCCCUCUCCCGCCCCGCGGCGCGCCUGUCGUCCAGGCCGGCCCUGAUGGCGACGUCUGCCGCAACCCGGCGGCCACUCACGGGCUCGGCCGGCUCGAGGCCGGCGCCCUUCUACUCGUGGGAGCCCGAGGGCCCGUCGGUGCGGACCGAGAUCCCGGGCCCCAAGGCGCAGGCGGCCAUCGCGGAGCUGGACCGCGUCUUCGACACGCGCAGCCUCAACAUGCUGGCCGACUACCCGGCCAGCUCGGGCAACUACAUCGCCGACCCGGACGGCAACGUGCUGCUCGACGUCUACGCCCAGAUCGCCUCCAUCCCCGUCGGCUACAACAACCCGGCCCUGCUCGAGGCGGCCCGGAGCCCCGAGAUGCUGCAGGGGCUCGUCAACCGGCCCGCGCUCGGCAACUUCCCGCCCCACGACUGGGCCGAGGUCCUCAGGUCCGGCAUCCUCAAGGUCGCGCCCAAGGGGCUCGACCAGGUCUUCACCGCCAUGGCAGGGUCCGACGCGAACGAGACGGCCUACAAGGCCGCCUUCAUGUGGCGCCGCCAGAGGGAGCGCGGCGGCCGCGACGUGGCCUUUACCGACGAGGAGCUCGAGAGCUCCAUGCGCAACGAGGCCCCGGGCGCCUCGCAGCUGUCCAUCCUGUCCUUCAAGUCGGGCUUCCACGGCCGCCUGUUCGGCUCCCUCUCCACCACGCGCUCCAAGCCGAUCCACAAGAUGGACAUCCCCGCCUUUGACUGGCCCCAGGCCACUUUCCCGAUGCUCAAGUACCCGCUCGAGCAGCACGCCGAGGAGAACGCGGCGGCCGAGGCCGCGUCCCUGGCCGAGGUCGAGCGCCUGAUCCUCAACCACCCGCUCCCGCCCGCCGCCGUCGUCGUGGAGCCCAUCCAGUCCGAGGGCGGCGACAACCACGCCAGCCCGGCCUUCUUCCGCGGCCUGCGCGAGCUCACCCGCCGCCGCGGCGUCCUCCUCAUCGUCGACGAGGUCCAGACCGGCGUCGGCGCCACGGGCCGCUUCUGGGCCCACGACCACUGGGACCUCCCCCACCCUCCCGACAUGGUCACCUUCAGCAAGAAGGCCCAGACGGCCGGCUACUACUUUGGCGACCCGGACCUGCGGCCCAACCUCCCCUACCGCCAGUUCAACACGUGGAUGGGCGACCCGGCCCGCGCCAUCAUCUUCCGCGCCGCCAUCCGCGAGAUUGAGCGUCUGGGGCUCGUCGAGAACACGGCCAGGGUCGGCGACUACCUCUUCUCGCGCCUCGAGCGCCUCGCCGCCAAAUACCCGGCCGAGUUCCAGAACCUGCGCGGAAGGGGCCAGGGGACCUUCAUCGCCUUUGACAACCCGCGCCGCGACCAGUUCCUGGCCCGCGCAAAGUCGUUCGGCAUCAACAUCGGCGGCAGCGGCGCCACCGCCGUCCGCCUGCGGCCCAUGCUCAUCUUCCAGGAGAAGCACGCCGACAUUUUGCUCGACGCGCUCGAGAAGAUUGUCGCCACUUGGUAGAGAAGGAAGGGGAUAGGGAGAAGAGCGAGUGUGUGCUUUUUUUUUGUUUGUUUUGUUUGUUUCUUGUCACGGAAAGCAUCCUAUUUUUAGGCUCCAAGACUCUUUACGGUCAUAUUGGCACGCAUAUCCUUCAAGAUAUUUUUUUUUUCCCCUAAAAAAAAACACUGAAAAACCAAACUUGUUGAUCUGCCCUCACAGAGUGCACCCUUCCAUGACCCCCCCAAUGGUACUGAUCUUUACCAAAGCGCGCAGCAGAUUAUUGCCAAGGUGGGCCAACAGCAUCUCCAGGGUCAAGUAAACCUGAGAAUAGACCGUUGGGAGGGGAGACGAAUUCGACUGGAUUGUCUUCAGAAGCUUUGCUUCGGUUGUUUUUGUCAUCAUAACUGCUCGCAAGACCUAGGGUGUUUGUACUACAUCCCCUCCUUUGCCAUCCUCCCCUCCAGAACGCCAGUGCAAAACAAGAGAAAGCGACAGACACAAGAAAAUAAUCACGUCCUUGUCCUCGCCUCUCGAUUACGUCGCUUUUGCUCGCUGCGAGUCGGCCGAAAAUCCCUCAGGGGCAUUCUCCGGCAAACAAAGCAAUGAAGCAGUACAAACAAGCAUGGCGGGGUACUCGAGCUUGUUUCUAGCGAAUAACGGGACCAAAACCCCCAGCUAUUUAUUGCGGGUCAAGUUCAUCGUCGUCCGGCUGGUCAAAGAGGAAGUUGGCUGCCAGCUCCUCGUUCUUGUCACAUGCAAAGUACGCCUGGAUGGCCUGAUCCCGGUCGAAACCCAGGCGGCAUAGCUGGCAAGGUGAAAAUUUUUGGUUAGCACAAAAAUGCAGUGUUAAAGUGCCGCGCCGGAAAUGGUGAAGGAAGACUAACUCGCUCAAUGGCGUCGCGCUCCUCCUCGGUGACCGAGAUGGCCUGCGCGCCAGGGGGCAGCGGCACGUCAUCAUCAGCGUCCUCGCCCAAGAGACCGAGGAACUGCUCGGGGUUGGCGGCGAUGAGCUGCGCCAGCUGCGGGUUGCCGGCGCCGAGCUGCUGCAGGAUCGGCUCCAGCAUUUGCGGUUGCUGCUGGACGACUUGUCGGAGCUGUUGGAACUGCGCAUUGUUGCGCAGGAAGUCGAGGUUCCCAAAUGCCUGUCCAGCCGCUCCCGCGCCCGCGCCAGCCGCCGCAGCUGCAGCAGCAGCAGCCGCCGCGGCACCGGCACCAGUACCAGCAGUCGCCCCGCGCGAGGCGCCACCACCGCCACCACCGCUACCACGGCCCUGCUGCGCUGCAAGGUCGAAAAGGUUGACCGGGUCGCCG